AUGAAAAUCCUGAGUUGGAAUUGCCAUGGUAUCUUGAGCAAAGACACUAGAGAUUACUUGAUUCAUAUUAACAAUACUCACUCACCUGAUAUCAUUUAUCUAUCUGAAACUAAAAUUAAUGAUGAUAGAAUUCUAGGUAUCACUAAUUUUUUCCAGAUGCCUAAUAAGUGUUUUGAACCAUCAGUAGGACAGGCGGGUGGUAUCAUCUUGCUUUGGAAAGAUGGGUUAUCUCUGGAAAUCUUAUAUACUUCAACCAAUAUGAUACAUGCUCUAGUAAAAAAUGAUCCUAGUAAAGGUGACUGGUUUCUUUCCCGUGUUUAUGGAACUCCCUAUAAAAAUGAUCAACUAGCUCAGUGGAACUACAUACAAAGAUUAAGCUCUUCAGUAAAUAUCCCUUGGGUUCUUAUAGGUGAUUUGAAUAUUACUAUGAAUGCUGCUGAAAGAAAUACUAAUUCAGAACCUUCCUCCACUGAAGUUUUAAAGUGCAUUAGGAAUUCUGACCUUCAUGAUCUAGGAUAUAGUGGAAAUAUUUUCACAUGGACUAGUAAUAGUCAUGGAACAGGUAAAAUCAAAUCUAGACUAGAUAGAUCUCUAGUUAAUAGUGAAUGGAUGUUGUCUUAUCCUAAUGCCACCCUUUUUCACCUCCCCAUUAAAGGUUCAGAUCAUGCUCUCAUUUUGUUUUCCAUGUAUGAUAAAUCCAGCAGAUCAGGUAAGUGUUGGAAAUUCUUUGAGCACUGGUUGCAAAAUGAUACUUGUAAAAAUGAGAUCUUGUCAGCUUGGAAAACUAAUCUUUCAGGUUCUGCAGCUUAUCUUUUAUCUGAUAAACUCUCAAAUACAAGAGUUAUUCUUUCUAAGUGGAGUAAGGAUAUAUUUGGUAACAUACAUGCUAAGAUUACUUUACUUCAUGAAGAUCUGUUACAACUGCAAACUUCUGACUUUCAAGGCAGUAAUACUGAGCAAGUUAAAAACCUGGAAAUUGAGAUAGACAAGCUUAAUGAGAUUCAACCUAGUUCAAAUAUGCAGAAGUCAAGGGAUCAUUUUUAUAAUGAUAUGGACAGAAAUUCUAAGUACUUCCACAUUAGAGUCAAUCAUAGAAGAGCAAGAGACAAGAUAGACUCUUUAUUAGCUCCAGAUGGAUCGUGGCGUCAAUAUAGGGCUUCUAUAGAGAAUGUUUCAAUCACCCACUUCAAGAAAAUAAGCACUACUUCUCAUCCAGCUGAUUCUUAUCAUUUCCUACAACAUAUUCCUUCUUGCAUUUCUGAGCAAGAUAAUGAGAAGCUUAUCAAGAUUCCAGAUGAUGUUGAAAUAUAUGAAGCCCUUAAGUCUAUGCAACCAUGGACUAGUCCAAUGCCUGAUGGAUUCCCACCAGGCUUUUAUCAAACUCAAUGGGAGAUAGUGAAAGAUGAUGUUUGCAAGACAGUGAAGGCCUUCUUCAGUACAGGUUACCUGCUCAAAAAAGAUAAACAACAGUAG
Papaver somniferum (opium poppy) is the source of this 1473-nucleotide messenger RNA. RefSeq lists its product as uncharacterized. The record is from RefSeq and is a predicted model, not a curated record. NCBI's taxonomy places the organism in Eukaryota, Viridiplantae, Streptophyta, Magnoliopsida, Ranunculales, Papaveraceae. The coding region runs from base 1 to 1473 and encodes 490 amino acids. The transcript has a single exon. Gene Ontology annotation, molecular function: catalytic activity.